Messenger RNA from Penicillium cinerascens, 1140 nucleotides. Its product is annotated as agmatinase. Bases 1 to 1140 code for a protein of 379 amino acids. The record is from RefSeq and is a predicted model, not a curated record. NCBI's taxonomy places the organism in Eukaryota, Fungi, Ascomycota, Eurotiomycetes, Eurotiales, Aspergillaceae. Gene Ontology annotation, molecular function: agmatinase activity; metal ion binding. The transcript has 4 exons.
AUGAAGAUAUUGUCGCCAUUUCUUCUACCAUUUCUCCAGGUCGUCUCCGCUGUCAAUGUCGGGGAUGGUUACGAACAUCCUAUUGAAGACCUGGACAAAGAUCUCCCAUUUUCCCAGCCAGUGACUUUUGCCCAUCUCGAAUGGCAACGAUGUCUAGCUCCUGACCACAAACAUCCCCUUGAUAUCGCCAUCCUCGGUUUCCCCUAUGAUACUAGCACCUCCUACCGUCCCGGCGCACGCUUCGGCCCUCGUGGCAUUCGCGCAGGCUCUUCUCGCGAAAAGAAGGGACGGAGUUACAAUACGGUCUGGGGCGUGGAUCCCUUCGAAGAGGGGCUCAGCAUUGUUGACUGCGGCGACAUCCCCAUCACGCCUUUUGAUGCCGCUCAUGCUUUUAAGCAAAUGGAACAGGGUUAUCGCCAAGUCCUCUACCACACCACGAAUACAACAACGCCGCGCGGAUGGACUCAUCCGCGUAUCAUUAGUUUGGGAGGCGAUCAUUCUAUCGUUCUUCCCAUUCUCCGAUCCUUGAAAACCGUAUAUGGUCCCAUUUCGGUUAUCCAUUUAGACUCUCAUCUCGAUACUUGGGAUCCCUACGAAGGAUACACUGGUAUUGCAUCGGAGCAAUCUGCUAUCACGCACGGGACCUUUUUUUGGCAUGCGAGUCGAGAAGGGUGUAUCAACAAGGGAGCGAGCGUUCACGGUGGGCUGCGUACUAAACUGUUUGGGCCGAAGGAUUAUGAGAUCGAUAAUGAUAUUGUUGGGUUCCAUCGCAUUGAGGCUCGUGAGAUUGAUGACAUUGGGGUCAAUGGGAUUGUGAAGAGGACCUUGGAUGUUGUCGGGAACAAUCCGGUCUAUCUCUCAAUCGACAUCGACGUUCUCGAUCCGAGCAUUGCCCCUGCCACUGGAACCCCUGAGUCGGGAGGCUGGACUACCCGGGAGUUAAAGCGGUAUAUUAAAGGUUUGGAGGGGCUGAAUUUGGUCGGCGCUGACGUCGUCGAGGUUAGUCCGCCAUAUGACUCGACGGCGGAGACAACCUCGGUUGCAGCAGCGGACCUGAUUAUUGAUAUCUUGGCGGCGAUGGUGAAGAAAAAAUCUCCUGAUUUCGAGAAACAGGAAGUUGAUAGUAAGGAUGAGUUGUGA